This is a messenger RNA of Leopardus geoffroyi (Geoffroy's cat), 3038 nucleotides long. It is a transcript of the gene ZSWIM3, whose product is annotated as zinc finger SWIM-type containing 3. Gene Ontology annotation, molecular function: zinc ion binding. The record is from RefSeq and is a predicted model, not a curated record. Bases 445 to 2535 code for a protein of 696 amino acids. NCBI's taxonomy places the organism in Eukaryota, Metazoa, Chordata, Mammalia, Carnivora, Felidae. The transcript has 2 exons.
GAACAAGCAGCUUCUUCCGGCAGCUUCUUCCAGCAACCGGAAGCCCCCUGCGGGCCCUGAGAAAGCGGGAUCCAAGUUAUGAUUGGCCAAUGUUCCUGUCAGUCUUCGUGGGAGGGCGUCGAUUUUUCCUCUAGCGACUGGAGAAAAGGAGUGCCAGUCCGGGAAUCCCGUGUGUGAUUGGGCGUGGCCGUGAGGGGGCGGAACCCGGGACUGGAUAAUAAGGGCUGAGUGUCAUUUCCCCUCUGUCAGAUAGCAAAGACGCCCCCGGCCCCUGGUAGCCCUCUCGGUCCUAGGGAUCCUCCUGAGCUCCAUAACAGGCCAUUCCGCCGGGGCCCACUCUUAAGGCAUCCCGGACACACGCCAGCCUACGGGCCCCCCUAGUGUGACCUCUGACCCCUGGUGUUGGUCUUGGGACCAGCCCCUGGUGCGGGCUGCGGGGCGGCCAUGGAGCUGGGCAGCUGCUUCAAAACCUACGAGGACUUCAAGGAGUGCUUCAGCGCCUACAAAAAGGAGAACAGGUGCUCCUUCAUUCUCAGGGACUGCGUCUCCGUCCGCUUCCACAACCUCAACCACGGCACGUCAAUCCGCGAGGACAUCCUAUACAUGCAGGUGAAAUUUGUCUGUAUUCGGACCCAGUCAAACAGGAAGAGAACAUCAGAGGCAGACAUGUGCCCAGCAUACUUGCUCCUGCGGUACAAUGAGAAACUGGAUCGACUAUUUAUUAGUGAACUCAACACCCAGCAUGUCCAUGUUGAUUCCAAAACUGCAGGACCCAGAGGAGACACCACUGGCAAACCUCAAAAGACCAUGUACCUGCAGAAACCCCAGCCUGAGCAGCCUGCAACCAAGAAAGACCUUGACCUAGCCAAGAAGUCCCCCGUUGAACCAUCAUUUUGCUUAGACAAGGUCCAAGCACCCUCCAAGCCAGAGCAGGAGGGCAUCACUCCUUCUGACCUGGCCAAGAUAGCAAAAGUGAUGAAAAACUUUCUUAAGGUGGAUGAGGGUUCCAUGGCCUCUCUCAGCGUGGGCAACAGCCAAGACCUGGACCGGCUCAGCUUCCAGAGCAGCAAGAUGACCGAUCUGUUUAUCCGCUUCCCAGAGAAUCUCCUGCUACACCGCGUGGAGAACACCCAGGGCCACAUCCUCUAUGCUUUCUUGGUGGAGAACAAGGAGCGAGAGGGCCGAGUGGUACACUUUGCCGUGCUCAAGGCUGAGACAGCUACCUCCGUGGCCAAGAUGCUGAGUAUCUUCACAGAGUUCAACACAGACUGGCCCAAGGUCAAGGUGGUCUUUGUGGACCCGUCCUUCCCCCAUCGAGCCAUCCUGCAGGAGAUCUUCCCUGCUGCCCGCAUCCUCCUGUCCAUCUACCACACCACCCGGCUCUUGGAGAAGAAGUUGCAUCGUAGUUCAGCAAAUCCAUCCUUUAAAAGGCUCAUGAAGGAAGCCCUGCGGGAGGCUGUGUUCGUCACUUCUGACGCCAGCCUGCAAAAUCUCUGUCAGAUGUCCCGAGCCCUACUGGAUGAGGAGCUCUUCAGCUUCCUGCAGGCCCACUGGUUCUCCUGUGAGCUGCUGUGGUACAUGCACGUGAGGAAAGGCCUGCACGCGUGUAACACGUACAUGGACAGCCUGGACGUUGUCACCAGCAAGGUGUCCAGCCUCUUUCGGGAACAGCAGUCUCUGCUGGACUGCAUCCUCCGCUUUGUGGAUUAUAUAGACUUCUUUAAUACCAAAGGCUUGAAAAACUUGCCCACAGCUCCUCCCAAGUUAAAAAGAGCCCGACCAGCCAGCAUGCCGCCAAAGUCCAAGAAGACGUUUGGAGUCUGUGGGGGGAGCCUCACCAGGCUCCCUGUGGAAAAGACAAAGCCAGAGCCACAGCGGGCGCCGUUGCAGCAGCAGCCACAGGUGCAGCCCUCCCAGGAGGGCAUGCUAGCCACCUUGCACGGGAGUGGCUCUGAACUGGCCUAUAAGCUGUGCCACAAUGAGUGGGAGGUGGUGCAGAACUCCACCCACCUGGUGGACGUGGCUGGCUCCUCUGUGGACAUUCAGCUACUAGAGGAUUCUCACCAGGUGAGCAAGGAUGGCUGUAGCUGCAGCUGUUCCUUUCAACAGUGGUACCACCUGCCAUGCCGGCACAUUUUGGCCCUGCUGCACACCAGCCAGAAGCCUGUGGGUGAAGCCAUGGUGUGCCGCCGGUGGCAGAAGAGGUACCAGCACCUCCUUGGGCCCAAUGGGGAGCUCCGGGACCCUGUUGUGGUCCCAAACAUAGGCCAGCCUGGGAAGCAAGGAAGGAGUGACGUGAUUCAGGACCUCAGCAGGGAGCUGGCAAACCUGCUCAUGCAGAGUGAGGGGCCAGAGCUAGAGGAGCGCUGUUCCACCCUGCGCAAGAUUGUGGACAUCUGGGCUGACCCCUGCCAGCCGCCUGAGCCCAGUCAGCAGCCGCAGGACUUCAAGGAUGUGGGCCGCCUCCCUUUCCUCUGGGGAAAGCAAGAGGAAGGAGAGGGACUCCCUCUUGCUGGAGCCACGAUUCAUGAUUAAGGCACUUGCACUGGUGCAUUGGACCACAGGCCCCUCUCCUUGGAAGUCUGAGAACUCAAAGUGGGCAGGCCAUGCCAGGGGUCAGCAUUUUAACCAAUGUCUUCCUAGGUAGGGCUAGGAAGAUUGUUACAACAGGGAGAAGAGGAACCCCACUAUGUGACAGUCCUCUGAAUCCACCCCGUUUCUGCCCUACCUUUGUCAUUCCUCGGGAACCUCGUUCAUUGUCAAGGCCAAAGUUAUCUCCAUGCUGAAAGGUCACCCACCCCUCUUUCUGCCCUGACUCCUGAGAUGAGAUCUUCCUCCUGUCAGAGGGAUGAAUUCCUGCCCCAGGAUAGGGUGAGAUGAAAUAUACCUGGUAAAAGGACCUGUUUCCAGGGACAAAGGGAUGGAGGGUGAUCCUUAGCUGUUGCUGCUCUUUACAAAGAAUCUGUUAUUUGUACUUAUUUUUAUUCAUAUUAAAUAAAGUUUUGGUGGUUUUUUUUUGUUUUUUUUUUUUAAUAAAA